Cylicostephanus goldi is the source of this 381-nucleotide messenger RNA. Lineage: Eukaryota; Metazoa; Nematoda; Chromadorea; Rhabditida; Strongylidae. The record is from the annotation of a GenBank genome assembly.
AUGGUGGUGGAAGUAGUGUUGGUAGUGCGCGGUGGUGGUGAUGGUGGUUUGGUUGUGCCUGGUGAUGGUAAUGGUAAUUAUGGUGAGUGCGUGCUGGUGGUGAUGGUUAUGAUGGUAGUGGAUGGUGGUGGAAGUAGUUUUGGUAGUGCGUGGUGUGAUCGCGUGUUGGUUGUAUGUGGUGAUGGUGGUGGUAUUAUUAUGGUAGUGUAUGGUAGUGAUGGUAGUGGUGGUAGUGUUGGUAGUGCGCUAGUGGUGAUGAUGUCGACAGUGCUUAAUGGUGAUGAUAGUUGCGGCGCCUUGAUAUGGUGGUCACUUCCACUUCCACAAGUCACGUUUCAUAUUUACUUUCGAGAAUCAGCUGUAUUAGAACUAUCAGAAUAA